AUGCGCUCCCAACAGGCCCGUGGCGGAGCAGGGCUAGUGACGCCAUGUAGGCCACACAACCUAGACGAACGGCCGCCGUCAGCUCGUGCCGGCCGCUGUCCUCGGUCGGGGCUCAUUGCUGGUGUACGGGUGUGUGGUAUUUUAGGAAGCACGACAUGGGCACACAUUGCGACGCCCGGCAGCCGUGCAGCUGUGUCUGGCAGCUGGAGCAGACAGAACCCACAUUCCGGGCCCGGUUCGCGCACAUUUUAUGUAAAGGCGGCUCUUCUGCGAAAACUCCACCCUCUGCAACUGAGAUUUGAGAAUUUUUCAAAAAUCAGAGGUACCGCAUUUAAGUAA
This is a messenger RNA of Ogataea haglerorum, 339 nucleotides long. RefSeq lists its product as uncharacterized. Lineage: Eukaryota; Fungi; Ascomycota; Pichiomycetes; Pichiales; Pichiaceae. Bases 1 to 339 code for a protein of 112 amino acids. The record is from RefSeq and is a predicted model, not a curated record. The transcript is spliced from 2 exons.